This is a messenger RNA of Myxocyprinus asiaticus (Chinese sucker), 5941 nucleotides long. RefSeq lists its product as uncharacterized. Bases 4566 to 5312 code for a protein of 248 amino acids. Gene Ontology annotation, molecular function: nucleic acid binding. The transcript has 2 exons. The record is from RefSeq and is a predicted model, not a curated record. NCBI's taxonomy places the organism in Eukaryota, Metazoa, Chordata, Actinopteri, Cypriniformes, Catostomidae.
CCUCAAAUCUGAAAAAAGGUUACUUAAACUAUUGUUUAGUCUCAGCCUCAGCCUCCUGCAUGUUACAUACAAAAAUGACUGAAAUCAAGAGCUGGCUGGAUCACCAGUUCCAAUCUGAUUGCAAUCUGAACUUCCUGGAGUCAGGGUGCUGUUUUUAUUUUUAUUAGUCUGCCUGGAAACAAAGUCAUGUUUACAAGCUACCGAGCUGCAACAAUAAGUGCUAAUAAGGAUGAACUACUUGCUGGAUUUGACAAAGUUUGCAUUAGAUCUUAGAAAGAUAUUCAGAAUUUUGUUUGAGGCACUAAGUAUCAAGUAAACUAGUUAUUCACAAACAGAACUGUACAUUCUGCUUAGUUAUCUGAAUUAUGUCUGUAUAAUAAUCAGUGCUUAUUAUUUGUUGGAUGAACUGAAAUUCUGAAUACUAAGUAUACGCACAUUCUGCUGUUCUGUUUGCUGUGAACACUCCCCUCGAUAACCACCAGAAAGCGCCGUCACCUGAGUAUUAACUGUUUCUCAUGAACUACGACAGCCAUCAUCCUCAGCGGGACUGAUUACUACUCACCUGUACCUUAUUUUAUGGACUAUUUAAGCACUGUAAACACUGGGUUCAGUGCGAAGUCUUGUUUUUGCCCUGGCUAACAUUUCUGAUUGUUUUUCCAUAUUAGUCUGCCUGUGUUUGAACUUCUGCCUGUUACUGUCAUUCUGAUUCACUGCUGCCUGCCUUUUGACUUUGAUCUGUUCCUGGAUAUACUCUUUGAGAUUGUUUUCUGCCUGCCUCGACCCUCUGCCUGUUUUUUGACCACGUUUAUUGGAUUUGCCUACAUUGCUGUAUAUUUUGAAUACUGACCUCUGCCUGUUGUGUAUUUUCUGUGACUUUACAAGUAAAGCUGCAAAUGGAUCUAACUUCUGGUUCUCCUGAGUCUAUGUUACAGAAGACUUCGCCACCUACUGAUCCAGCAGCUAUUUUUCAGCUCUCCAACGAGCUCUCUGCUCAGGCUGGUGUAUUGGCAGUUCAUCAGCAACAAUUACAAUGGCUUAACUCGUUAACAGAGGAGAUGGUGAAGAUGCUGCAGAACCUUCGUCUGCCCACGGAAAACCCAUCUCCACCAACACCUCAACCAAUUCCCGCGGAGAAUCCAACAACACCUAAUUCCAACAUCGCCAAUCCAUGACUCGCCUUCCCAGAUAAGUUUGACGGUACACCUUCUAAAUGUAAGGGAUUUUCAUGCAGUGCUCGAUGUUUGUUGGCCAAUAGCCUACACUUUAUCCCACUGAGGAGAGUCGCAUUUGCUUUGUAUGUUCACUGCUCACCGGGAGGGCAUUGGAUUGGGCUACUGCCGUGUGGUCUAACAAAGGUUUGAGAUUCACCUCAUUCACCAGCUUCAAACAAUGCUUUCGCGAGGUGUUUGAACAUCCCGAGGGAGGAAGAAGUGCGGGAGAUCAGUAACUCUCUCUCCAACAAGGAAGAAACACAGCCGCCGAAUAUGCCCUGUCCUUCUUCACUCUUGCUGCACAUACUGUAUGGGUUGAUGACACGCUCAAGGUGCUGUUUCGAAGAGGAUUAAACAUCGAAUUGCAAUCGGAGUUGGCAUGUCGUGAUGAAGGGAGGACCUUGGACCAAUUCAUUGAUCUUGCCAUCCAUAUUGACAAUCUCAUUUGCUCGCGGAGACCAGUUAAACCUCCCCUGCAGAAUUAUCAGCCGGCAUGCACCCCUGAGGAAUCGGUGCCUAUGCAAAUAGGGCAUGCUCAUUUGACUUCGGAGGAGAGAGAACACCGCGUCAGACAACACCUAUGCUUAUAUUGCGGUCAACCUGGACAUUUAAGAGCAGCCUGUCCCAUACGACCAGCACCAUCAUCUCAAUCGGCGGUGAGUAAUGUCUCUCUACCUCUCCAUGUAACCUCAUGCAUUGAUGUUCCGAUAACAAACAAAUAAUUUCCCACUCACACCAUGCUUGACUCAGGUGUGGCUGGCAACUUUAUUGAUGAGGAGUUAGUCAGAGAAUUACCACUAAUUCCCUGUGAAUCUCCCUUGGCAGUGGCAGCGCUAGAUGGACGUCCUCUGGGGACCGGCCAUGUUCAAUUCACCACCGAAGACAUCACCCUUCAAGUGGGCAUAAUACACACUGAAAUCACACAUCUCUAUGUCAUUCGCUCACCACACCAUCCUGUCAUUCGGACUACCCUGGCUUCAGCAACAUAACCCACAAAUCUCUUGGACUGAGAGACAGAUAUUUACAUUUACAUUUAUGCAUUUGGCAGACACUUUUAUCCAAAGCGACUUACAGUGCCCUGAUUACAGGGACAAUUCCCCUGGAGCAACCUGGAGUUAAGUGCCUUGCUCAAGGACACAAUGGUGGUGGCUGUGGGGAUUGAACCAACAACCUUCCACUUACCAGUUCAGUGCAUUAGUCCACUAAACCACACCACUCCAUUAUCACAAUGGGGCUCCACAUGCUUUUCCAACUGCCUGAGGUCAGUAGUUCCUUUAUCUGUUGGAGCUGCAUCAGCCACAGAGAAGAUCACUGAGAUACCCAAAUUACCAAAGGAAUACACAGAUCUGGUGGAGGCCUUCAGUAAGACCCAAGCAUCACAACUUCCCCCUCAUCGUUCCAGCAACUGUGCUAUUGAGCUAUUACUGGGCACGACACCACCACGAGGCAGGAUUUUUCCUUUAUCUGAGCCUGAAGCCCAGGCUAGGAAAAAUUACAUCAAGGAAGAGCUGGCCAUAUGACCAUCCACGAUUCUUCUUCGUGGGUAAGAAGGACGGUGGUCUCCGACCUUGCAUAGAUUAUCGUGCUCUCAAUGAUAUCACUGUGUAAUUUUGUUACCCUAUACCAUUAGUCCCGGCAGCACUGGAACAAAUACGAACCGCCAAGUAUUUCGCCAAACUGGAUCUGUGUAGCACUUACAACCUCAUUCGCAUCAAAGAGGGGGACGAGUGGAAGACAGCAUUCUCCACCAGCAGUGGACACUAUGAAUACCUGGUUAUGCCCUUCGGCCUUGCUAACAGUCCUUCAGUGUUCCAGUCCUUCAUCAGCGAUGUCUUCAGAGAUAUGUUAAACCGAUGGGUGAUUGCAUAUAUCGAUGACAUUCUAAUUUAUUCUAAUACCCUGGAGGAACACAUCGGACAUGUCAGAGCCAUUCUCCAGCGUCUAAUCUCACACCAGCUCUACGCCAAGGCCGAGAAAUGUGAGUUUCACCAAACAUCUGUAUCGUUCCUGGGCUACAUCAUUAGCUCUGAGGGGGUUGCCAUGGAUGACAACAAGGUACUGGCAGUCUUAAACUGGCCCCAACCAUCAUCUCUGAAGGAACUACAAUGAUUUCUGGGGUUCGCUAACUUCUACUGACAGUUCAUUAGAAAUUUUAGCAUGAUUGCUGCACCCCUUACGUCCAUGCAGAGAGAAGGGGCACCAAACUAUGUUGGUCUGCAUCAGUAUUACAAGCCUUCAAGGAUCUCAAAUCCCACUUUACCUCCGCUCCCAUUCUGCAUCAUCCUAAUCCAGACUGUCCAUUCGUAGUUGAGGUGGACGCCUUGAACAAUGGGAUCAGAGCCAUUCUUUCACAACGCCAUGGGUCACCUCCGAAACUCUACACCUGUGCUUUCUAUUCCCGAAAACUCUCCACGGCAGAACAAAACUACGAUGUGGGGAAUCGAGAAUUACUCGCCAUGAAAGCAGCCCUGGAGGAAUGGCGAGGGAGCAAAGGAUCCAUUUCUCGUGCUGACAGAUCAUCGGAAUCUUGAAUCCACGGCAGGCCAGGUGGGCACUAUGUUUUACAUGUUUUGACUUCAAAAUCACAUAUCACCCUGGCAUUAAGAAUGUUAAAGCUGAUGCCCUCUCGCGUCAAUUUGAAGCUCAGAGUCAGAACCAGACAUCAGAACCCAUAAUCCCCACAUCUCUAAUAGUUGCACCAGUCCAAUGGGACAUCAUGACAGAGAUUAACCAGUCCCAGUCUCAAGAUCCGGUUCCUCACGAUUGCCCGGAGGGCAAAACCUAUGUGCCACAGUCAUUACGGGAGAAGGUUUUACAGAGUGUCCAUACCGCCACCAGCUCCGGGCACCCAGGCAUCACGACUACAUUCCAUCUGCUCCGGAACCAAUUUUGGUGGAGAACCAUGCAGGCAGACACCAUUUCUUAUGUCAACCAAUGCCCCACUUGUGCAGUAACCAAAUCUUCCAGACUACUCCCGGCAGGCCUGCUUCACUUCCCAUUGCGCAGCAACCAUGGUCUCACAUCGCCAUUGACUUUAUCACCGAUCUUCCAAUCUCUCAUGGUAACACCACAAUCUUAACUGUAAUCGAUCGUUUCUCCAAGGCAUGUUGAUUAAUCCCUGUUCCCAAGCUCCCCACAGCCUUCGAGACAGCGGAACAUCUAUUACAUCAAGUAUUUCGGUUCUAUGGGUUACCUGAUGACAUCGUAUCCAACUGAGGUCCACAAUUCACUGCUCGGCUCUGGACGGCCUUCUUCCAUCAAUUAAAUGUCAACAUCAGCCUCACCUCUGGGUACCACCCUCAAUCCAACGGGCAGACCGAAUGUCUGAAUCAAGAGAUCACUCAUUUUCUCAGGAUGUAUUGCCAUCAAAACAAAAACGACUGGAGCCGGUACCUGCUGUGGGCAGAAUACGCCCAAAACUCACUACAAAAACCACCCAUGGGCAUGACUCCAUUCCAGUGUGUGCUGGGAUUUCAACCACCCUUGUUCCCCUGGUCAGGAGAGUCCACAGAACUAUCGGCCAUCAACGACUGGCUCUGGCGGAGCGAGGAAGUGUGGAACCAGGCACAUGUCCAUCUACAGCAAGCCGUGAGGAGACAGAAAGAGCAGGCUGAUCGGCAUCGUUGUCCGAGUCCCCAAUAUACACCAGGACAAUGGGUCUGGCUCUCCACUUGCGACCUACGCCUUCAUCUGCCCUGCAGAAAGCUCAGUCCCAGAUGGCAGGGUCACGGAAUUCAAUAUCUGGUAGACUGGGAGCGAUAUGGUCAGGAGGAGCAUUCCUGGGUCAAUGCUGAGGACAUUCUUGACCCCAACCUCAUAACAGAAUUCCACAGGACUCAUCCGCAAAGACCUACCCCCAGACCCCGUGGAAGACCCCGGCGUCGUGUGCUUUCUCACGUUGCGGGGGGGGCUCUAUUAGGAAAACUCCCCUCGAUAACCACCAGAGAGCGCCGUCACCUGAGUAUUAACUGUUUCUCACGAACUACGAUUCCCAUCAUCCUCAGCAGGACUGUUUACUACACACCUGUACCUUAUUUCAUGGACUAUUUAAGCACUGCAAACACUGGGUUCAGUGCAAAGUCUUGUUUUUGCCCCGGCUAACAUUUCUGAACAUUUUUCCAUAUUAGUCUGCCUGUGUUUGAACUUCUGCCUGUUAUUGUCAUUCUGAUUCACUGCUGCCUGCCUUUUGACUUUGAUCUGUUCCUGGAUAUACUCUUUGAGAUUGUUUUCUGCCUGUCUCGACCCUCUGCCUGUUUUUUGACCAUGUUUAUUGGAUUUGCCUACGUUGCUGUAUAUUUUGAAUACUGACCUCUGCCUGUUGUAUAUUCUCUGUGACUUUACAAGUAAAGCUGCAAAUGAAUAUAACUUCUGGUUCUCCUGAGUCCAUGUUACAUGACCAGUAAUUCAAAGUUAGGUUUUCUUCAUGCUGGUCUAUUAUUGCCAUAUGAUUGAUUUCAGAUGUACCUACCCCAAAUAGUAACGAGUAACAAACUGGUUGCAUAUUUUACAUGUCAAUCAUACAGUUUCUUUCUGUCUAACUGGUUGGUUCUUGGCCAGAAUAAGCUACAGUUAACCAGUGGACCACUACAAAAUCUGGCAUGCGAGAUUACCUUAUGUUCAAAUCAUCAUUUGAUCAAUCGCUUAGUCACCUUCACUUAAAUGCUCUCACAGCAUAUCAAGUAACAAAAUGUUUUUGUUUAUUUCUUUCUCUUUCCACUGUUGCUGUGAGG